AUGAAGUUUUACGUUUCCCUUCUCGCUAUAGUUUCUGCUGUCGUUGCGCAGAGCGCACAGAUCGGUGCUCCUCAAACGGGUAGUUCUGUUGUUGCAGGAUCCAACUUCACGGUGAUGAUCGAGAGACCUAAUUCCCUCUCAAGCUCUCAAGAAGUUUCUAUUGUCAUCGGUCUCGCGCCGUGCGGAGAAACUGAAUGUCCUGAUCCCAAGUCCGAACUUGGCGAGAUCCUCUAUCAAGGUCCAUUCAACCCGCAGUACGCCACGCCACCUGACUCCCUCCCUCCUCAUCAAAACUACUCUUUGCAAGUUCCAGCUAGCUUCGCUGUUGGACGAGCUACGCUAGCAGUUGCCCAUUUGUCACUCAUUGGUGCUAUAAUGUCUCCUAAUCUGGAUUUUUCCAAUACAACAUUGACAAUAACGAAUGCUAGCAGUGGUACGAAUGUAACAGCUAGAACUAUCAGGAGCAUGCGGAUACUUGGAAAUCGUACUUGA
Lentinula edodes (shiitake mushroom) is the source of this 492-nucleotide messenger RNA. RefSeq lists its product as uncharacterized. The coding region runs from base 1 to 492 and encodes 163 amino acids. The record is from RefSeq and is a predicted model, not a curated record. Lineage: Eukaryota; Fungi; Basidiomycota; Agaricomycetes; Agaricales; Omphalotaceae. The transcript is spliced from 3 exons.